CACAAUUCUGGCCACUAGUGUAGACUUCUAUGUCGUGGCCACAUCUGGAAGUUGCGCAGUAAGAUCAUGCCUCACUAGGUAGGCUAUAUUAAUAUAAUGGAAAUAAAUACAAGGAGUAUUUAUCUCUACAUAGUUAAAUGUGUACGUGUUUACUUGCUACCAUGAAAUGAAACAAAACGAGGAUUCAACCGGCAUCCAGUUGAACAGGCUGUCAUAAGACUUGUGACAUGUGUGUAAGUGAGACAGAUGGGCGGCUUGCUGCCGGACUGGCUGCCGAUAAGGCGGAGAGGAGGGUGUGUUUGCAUCUGCAAGUCCUGCGGCUGUAAGACGGGCAAAGACAGAGCAGGAACUACACAGUAUUAAAGGAAUUAUUCAGAUUUUCUGUGCAAACAACGAAAGUUUGGGGUAUAAAGUCUCCGGACGGCCGGAGUGGAGGAUGGAGGGAUCUCCAGCCAAGUCCUCCAUUCUCAAGGCAGGAAUCUUUGGGGCCCCCUUUCCUAAAGAUCCGCCAGUUCUAAAGCCCAUUGGAACACAAGAGAAACCCACGAUGCCUUCGCCCCCCCCUCCCAAAGCCAAGAACAGGAGCUCUGCCCUCAUUGAGAAACUGCAGGCCAACCUUGUGCUGUCCCCACCGUCGCUGUCGCUUCCAGUCCGAAGUCCCGAAGGCAGAUUGCACCCCAGACCCCCCUCUGCAAACCCCCCCAGCCCGGAGAACACGCCCGGCACCUUUGAGAGGCCUGCAGAGGGCACUGUGCUGCCCAGUUUCAACAAGGGACGCCCCCGGCACUCAAUGAAGCGACGUCCCCCCACCAGGCAGCACAGGAAGUCUUACAUAGAAGAGCAGGACACAGAAAGCGGGGCAUCCUCAUUUCAGCAGAAUAGCGAGGAAGAGGAGCCGCCCAGGGCCCCUUUGGAGAACUCGCUAGAGACUGCUGAGGCCGAUGGCUCUGCAUCUACUGCCAAAGCCGAAAUCGAUGGGGUCAGUCCGGGGGUCCAAGACGAAGGUUCUGUCUGUCCGACAGAAAGCAGAGAGAAGGAAGAGGUCGUCCCAGAUGGCGAUUAUGAGAAGAUUCCGGCAGAGAUCCACUCGGCUAGUACCCAUGAGCCUGAGCUAUGGACAUGCCCAGGAGUAUUACCAGAACAGAUAGAGAACCAGCCAAAAAGCCUUGGAGAUUGAUAUGGAUAAUAGGAGUAUUGUUUGGAGGAAACCAAGUCCUCCCUCACCAGCCUGGCUGUGCUCAUCCUGACCUGCUCACCCCAGGAAAAGCAGAGCAGAAGGGGGACAUUUUGGGCAAUGACUAAUCAUUUGAUUAAUAGUUUAUGUUCCCGCAUCUCAUAUAUAAUAUUUGUUUUAUUUUUAGUGGAUUCCAAAAUGGCACUGAAAGUUUUGAAGAUAAAACUAAUUUAAGGAACCUUCCAACACAUUUCAGGGAAUUCCGUCAGAAAACACUGCUGUUCAGUGUAUCCUGAUUAUUACUGGAGCGAAUCAGUAUUCUGUGUGAUUAAUGUAGGGUUUUAAGUGUUAAAACAAUGAGAGUUGGGCUUUAGGGAUAGAGUUUGAUUUAAAUACAAAAAAAGAGUCAGAUGUCCUGAAGCUCUCAAAAUGGAGACCUAGACCGAAGGUAACUUUCCAAAAAAGCUGAAAAUGUUCUCAAGGAAUGUUUACCAUUGGUUGGACACAAGGGCGUAACUUUGGCUGGAACAUUGGGGGGGUUGAGAUCUCCACCCAUUACAGGGGAAACAUGAUUAUUGCGGGGGUUGUAUUAGCUGGUUUUGGUUUAUUGGAAGGGGCUACAACCCCCCCAUCCCCCCUGUAAUUUACGCCCAUGCUUGGACACAAUAUUUUGAUAAGAUCACAAAGCUACAGCACAGUUGUCCCAGCAGAGAGCAGUAGGUCUCUAUUCUCCCUCCUGUAAGUUAUAUUCUUAAGCCAGGAUACUUGCAUUGUGAACUUCACUUCCCCUACCAAAUGGUACAUGAAAGGGGAGCCCCCUGCUGGACAUUCUUACCAUUUUCAAGGGGGCAAAUAGGUUUCUCUACCAAAUUGACAUCAAUGACAUCAAUGACACCUGUAGGAUUGCUGUCAGUCUCUUACACCGAACACAUUAAACCCCAAUAGAAAAUC
Messenger RNA from Paramormyrops kingsleyae, 2125 nucleotides. RefSeq lists its product as uncharacterized. NCBI's taxonomy places the organism in Eukaryota, Metazoa, Chordata, Actinopteri, Osteoglossiformes, Mormyridae. The record is from RefSeq and is a predicted model, not a curated record.